Molecule: messenger RNA, 645 nt
Organism: Solanum lycopersicum (tomato)
Lineage: Eukaryota; Viridiplantae; Streptophyta; Magnoliopsida; Solanales; Solanaceae
Biological process (GO): DNA integration
Molecular function (GO): nucleic acid binding
Source: RefSeq, a predicted model, not a curated record
AUGGAACCUAAUGAAUCCUUAUAUGGUCGAAAGUGUAGAUCACCAAUUAGCUGGUUCGAAACAGGUGAAACUGCCUUAUUUGGGCCAGUUCUUGUUCAUCAAGCUAUGGAAAAAGUCAAAGUGAUACAGCAACAUCUAGGAACAGCUCAAAGUCGACAUAAAUCAUAUGCGAAUAUUAGAAGGAGAGGACUACAAUUUUCUAUAGGGGAUUGGGUGUUGUUGAAGGUGUAUCCAAUGAAAGGGGUAAUGAGAUUUGCUAAAGAGGGAAAUUUGAGUCCACGCUAUAUCGGGCCAUAUAAUAUUAUUCAAAAAUUCUGUCAAGUAUCCUAUGAGUUAGAGCUACGACAAGAUCUUUCAUCAGUUCAUCCAGCGUUUCAUGUCUCAAUGCUACAAAAAUGCAUAGGUGACCCAUCUCGUAUUACUCUUACUGAAGAUGUACAGGUUACGGGAGAUCUCACUUAUGAAGAAGUACCCACUGCUAUUCUGGAUCAACAAGUUAGGAAAUUAAGAAAUAAAGAGGUAGCUUCUGUAAAAGUGUUAUGGAGGAACCAACAAGUCGAACAUGUUACAUGGGAAGUGGAAGAAGCAAUGAAAUUGAAGUAUCCUCAUCUCUUUCAUAUCCAAGAGAAAGAUGAAAAUGCUUAG